CAAGCUUUAAAUUCAAACUUCUCGCCAAAACAUAGACAGUCGACAGCUAGUCUCUCCUAAAAAUAGUCGCCUCGCCUGGCCGAAAGCCGUGAUGAUGUUCAACACGACGUCAACUUGUAGUUCGGGCUAUGGGGAACGCACACGUCAAACCCCAUCCCAGAAUAAGGAAUAAAAAGCAGGUACAUUGGAGAGCAGCAGGGGGACUGUGUUUUGGAAGCAAGAAGCAUUUGGACAUAGCCCGCCCGCAAGCACCUGGUAAGCCUUACCUCGCCUCGGACACCGAAAACACAGCAGAUCUAGUCACCAUCCGCUGGUCAAAACCGGUCAACGAUGGAGGUUCCCCCAUACAAGGCUACCUUGUGGAACACCGUCGCCAAGGUUCUCCGCAUUGGGUACGCGCUAGCACCCUGCUUGUCCAGCUUCCUGAACUUACUGUUAGUGGCUUAGAGCCAGGAUGGAGGUACCAGUUUAGGGUGCGUGCCGAAAACGCAGUAGGCAUUUCUGAUCCCAGCGAACUUUCCGAACCCAUAACCGUGACCCUGCAGAGGUCAGCCAUUACUGCCCCUCGAUUCACCCAAGAGCUUCAAGAUGCUACUGGUUUGGAAAACGAAAAAAUCGAAUUCACGGUAAAUUUUCUUGGCCAGCCAGCACCAAAAGUCUGCUGGUUCAAGGACACCUUCGAGAUCUUCAGCAGUCGCAGAAUAAGGAUCAUCACAGACAGCGAUAGAAGCACUCUGACCAUACAUCAAAGUUCUUUGUCUGACGAAGGCGAGAUCAAAUGCACUGCCACAAAUCGUGCUGGGCACGUGUCCACCAAGGCCAAGCUUACCGUUGAAGCGCCCCCCAGUAUACGAUUGCCAAGACAAUAUGAAGAUGGACUGCUCUUCGAGAUUGGAGAACAGAUCCGUCUCAAGGUGUCUGUGGCAGGACGACCGACUCCGUUGGUGUUUUGGUCUCACAACGGAGAAUCACUCAAGAACAGCGACCGUUGCGAAAUCGAAUCUUUCGAAACUGCAUCCAUAUUGAAGAUCAGCGAAGCGAGAAGAGAAGACAGAGGAGAGUACCAAAUCAAGGCUGUCAACAAGAUAAGCCAAGACGUCCAAUCUUUUUUGGUCACUGUUACUGAUAAACCUGCACCGCCAGGUAGGGCUAGAGUUGUCAUGGCUCUCGGAAGAUCAGUUACACUCUCCUGGAUACCUCCAGAAGAUGACGGAGGCUGCAAAAUAGGCAACUACAUCGUAGAGUACUACCGUGUUGGAUGGGACGUGUGGCUGAAAGCAGCUACAAGUAGACAGCUCACCACGAUGCUUGGAGACCUCAUAGAGGGUAGUGAAUACAAGUUCAGAGUCAAAGCAGAAAGCCCUUAUGGGGUGAGUGAGCCUAGCGAAGAAACUGAAACAGUUUUUAUACCUGACACUAAGAGAGGCAUCUUACAGCCACCUUCUAGAGGAAGAAGCCAACCCAGGGAAGUGAUUGAGUCAUCCCUAAAUACCACUCCUGUAGCUAUAAGGAGGAAGAAGCCAAGGUCUCAGUCAUCUUCUAGAGCUGAAGAGGAGCAUAAAGUUGUACAUUUUGGUAACAGUGCACCACCUGCUAGACCAGAGAGGUCUAAGAUCAAAAGUCCACCGAAGACGCCUGAAAUGUCACCAAUAGCCAGUAGAAAGCCGGUAGAUCGAACAAUCAACAAACAGUUCUUUGAACAACCGGGCAAGUCAAUGGCAAGGGAGAUGGCUUAUGGCAGCCCUGAGAUAAAAGUCAGGAAAGAGCCGUACCUGAGCAACUCCAGUAGUUCUGAUAAAUCUAGGACGCCUAGCCCCGCGGUAAAUCAAUCUACAGAUCAUAAGAAGUACACAGUGAAGAUUGAAAAAGGCCUAGAGGCUCACACGAAGCAACCUGAACCUUUUGCGAGGAACAAGUCACCUACCCCAGAGCCUGUGGCAAAUUCACCAAUUACUCCAAAUGUAGAGGCGGAUAAGAAACCUUCAAGUCCCCAAACUGACAAGAAAUCAUUGACUCCAAGUCCUAAGUCUAACAGGAAGCUACCAAGGGAAAACAGCGAGAAUUUUACUGGAAGUUCGGAAUUUAUGUUGGUGCUCUAUCCUGGCUUGAAUGAAAUUGGUCAGUCAGAUUUCGACUUCAACGACAAUCUGGUUCCUCCACCAAUGUCUCUAUCUGCACCGGAGCUAGGCAUCGAAGAACCUCCAAAAUUCAAUAUCCUCAGAAGCUCUUCUAGCUCUUCCGAGCUCUUGCACGAAAGAGCUAUGAUAAGGCUGUACGAAGCAGCUGAGGCAGAAGAAAAGGAACUGGAGAGAAGACGUUGUGAAGGCGAAGGCAGAACCAUGAGCGUUCCAAAGAUUCUCAUCAACUCCAAGGAUGACCAAAAUAUAGUUGGACUGGAAAGACGUAACUCAAUCCAGAGAAGGAUGUCAGCAGGUGGGAUCAGUCAUCAGCAAGCGAUUUGGGCUCAACGUAGAGCGAGUCUUAAGAGCCCUGCUGAGAUGAGGAACGAACUUAUACAACAGAGGUCGUUGAGUAAAAUCUCAGCGACUGCAGAUGAGAAGAGGUCACUGAUGAUGGACAGGCAGAGAUCGGAGUCUGAAGAAAAGGAAGAGCAGGCACUAGAAGAUAUUAGGCGUAGAAUGCAGGUGAGAUGCAAACAACUUAUUUUCCUGAGGAAUCAUUCUAUUUUGCCAAGCAACACUAGGUCAACGCUAAGUCUAGUGGUUUAAGUAAUAUUUGUAACACGUUUUGGCGACUGUUGAGUUCGAAGUUAAUAGCGAUCUUUAAAUUACAGAGUCAAUCAAGCUUCGAGAGGCGAAAAAUAGAAGUCGUAGACGAGGAAAACUGGGCCGAAGAUUAUACCUCGAGUACAGAGUCUGAUUCAGAGAUAUCAGAAUCUGAAGAUGAAAGACUGUUACGGGCAACAAGAGACAUCUCAACGCGUCAGUCGUACGAUUCUGAGGAAGAAGAGCCAUACCAUCCAGGAGGUCUAGCAUUGAGGUCACUGAGCGAUGACAAGCCAUUUGAGAUACUGACAAAGCGUAAGGAACCGCCAAGUCCAGAUUUUGUACCAAAACCAAUACUUAAAAAAUCCGAUAAAGGGAUCGUGACACCUUUGCCAACGACUUCUCCUCCAGCGCCGCCCCCAAAAAGAGUUGGAUCACCAAUACCCACAAGGUCACCACCAAUGUCACCAACAAGAAGGGCUGGGUCACCUAUACCAGCUAGGUCACCGCCAACCUCUCCUAUACGAAGAAUAAUGUCACCAAUACCAAGCAUGUCGCCACCAAAUUCACCAAAGAAUAGCAUAUCACCUCCUUUGUCUCCUCUAAGAGAGGUUUCUCCAACCCCAAACAACAACUUCAAUAGGAGUCGGUCACAAUCUCUAGCUGCUACACCUGAGGAUUUUGAAGCCAUUAAAAAGCUUAGUACGGGGAAUAUACCAAAAAGACAAAGGUCUGCAUCCUUACAUCAUGCCUUACAAGAAGAGUACAUGUCUAUGUUGUCAGAGUAUCCUAAUAAACCGACAACAUCUGAUCUACCAGAUAUUUCAAAGCCAGCUCAUCUGAUGCAUACUGUUUCCGCCGUAGCUCAAAUAUCAGGUAUUACUGCAGCUAGUGUAGUUAUACCAGGGCAGCUUUUGGACAAGAAGAAAGACGAGGAAGAAGCUAAGGUUGUUAUAGAUCAUUAUGGUGAUAUAGUAAAAAGCUAUGGGGCUAAGAAGCGAAGUAAUCCUCCAAUUUAUAUGGAUAGAGAUUCCUUAAAGAAGGCUGCUGAGAGCUCACAAAACGAAAGUUUUGAAGAAGAAGUUGAGACUGCAGAAGAGAACUUAGGGACGAAUAAGUUCACUGACCAUUAUACAUCUCAAAGAAGAGACAGUUUGACAAAACCAACCACUACUUUAAGUCAUGCUAAAGGUUCUUCACCUGAUUACCAAAAAUCGCCUCCAAGGGAGGAACCACCAGAAAUAGAGACAAAUAAGUUUAUUGACCACUAUGUAUCGCAAAGAAGAGACAGCUUAACAACACCAAAAGCUGCCUCAAAUCAUGUUAAAACACCUUCGCCUACUCGUCAAAAGACACCCUCACCAAAACGAAUAUAUUCUGCGUCUCCAAUGAGACAUAGACCUCAACUAGCCAUGUCUCCGGUAAGAGUUGAAAAUUGGAGUCCACCAAAUCACCAAGUAGAGACAAAUAUACAUCGGGGCACUUCUCCAGUUAGGCACAGAAGGACGGGUCCUUCACCAAUGAGGACUGAAAGGGGCAGAAAGAGUGGACCUUCCCCAAUGAGGAACACAGAAUCCAAUAAGAAAUCAUCACCAUCACCAAUAAAGAUACCAGGUAAAAGAAAAGCCUCACCAUCUCCUAUGAGGCAAUGUAUUACUGGGGCGCAAACUGGAACAAGAACGUAUUCUGGACAUCGACCUCUUCUUAAGGAAAUAAUGACCCAAACAUCAGAAGGACUAAACUCGUUUGACAGUGAUGGUUACUCAAGAACAUCAAGUCCGGCAUAUCAAGAUGAACUUAUGGAGAGGGCAAAGGUCACUGUUAGAAGUACUGUGGACUACAUUACUGAUCUAGCUAUGUUUGCUGUAGCAUGUUGGCUGUACAUAUUCAAACAUGAGCUGUUAGCUGUUCCAGUACUAUUGGUAUUGGCGUAUAGACAACUCCAGGCUGAAAUAUCAAAAAGAAUUCCAAAUUGGUUGUUACGACUGGCUAAGAGAUUCCAGCGCAAAAAGCAAACCUCUUAAAAACUGCAAUAAUCUGUAGGUGCAGAAAUAACUAAUAUUUUUGUAGCACUAAACAUUCAUUGAAAUCCUACUUUGAAAAUUCGUAUGCAUCCAGCAUAUUCUCCUACUCAAGAUUGUUUUAUGAAAUCUAUGAUUUCCUUUCUGAAGAGUAUGUAUGUUAUAUUAUGUUAUGAAACUUCAAAUGAAUCAAGGUUUUCUUUCAC
Acanthoscelides obtectus is the source of this 4953-nucleotide messenger RNA. The record is from the annotation of a GenBank genome assembly. NCBI's taxonomy places the organism in Eukaryota, Metazoa, Arthropoda, Insecta, Coleoptera, Chrysomelidae.